Messenger RNA from Xenopus laevis (African clawed frog), 5053 nucleotides. It is a transcript of the gene smc6.L, whose product is annotated as structural maintenance of chromosomes 6, gene 1 L homeolog. Gene Ontology annotation, cellular component: nucleus; chromosome; site of double-strand break. Gene Ontology annotation, molecular function: single-stranded DNA binding; damaged DNA binding; ATP binding. Gene Ontology annotation, biological process: double-strand break repair via homologous recombination; chromosome organization. Lineage: Eukaryota; Metazoa; Chordata; Amphibia; Anura; Pipidae. The record is from RefSeq and is marked provisional.
GUGUGAGCCGGGACCGGUAUAACUAAGUGUAAUGGGCAAGAGAAAAGAUGGCAGCCCCAUCGCUCCCUCUUCACAAAGGAAAAAACAAAGGCAAGAGGUGGACGACCCAUACGAUGAGGAGGAUUAUGGUCAGGCCGGACCCAGUGUCUCUAAUGACUAUGGACAGCGCAAAAAGCAAAGGAAAGAAGCCGAUAACUCACACGCAGACAGUGACCAUGAGAAUUCAGUGUCCUUCGCUUCUUCUCAGCGUGUCAGUGCAUCUCAGUCAGGCACAGGUGACGUUGGGAUCAUUGAAUCCAUCUUUCUGAGAAACUUCAUGUGUCAUUCAAUGCUGGGACCUUUUCGCUUUGGACCGAAUGUUAACUUUGUUAUAGGAAAUAAUGGGAGUGGCAAAAGUGCGGUAUUGACGGCUCUCAUUGUGGGCUUGGGUGGAAAAGCCGCCAUUACCAACAGAGGAUCAUCAAUAAAGGGGUUUGUCAAGGAAGGACAAACGUUUGCAGAGAUCUCUAUUACAUUACGAAACAGAGGGCAAGAUGCCUACAAGCCCGAUGUAUUUGGAAACUCUAUAACAGUUCAGCAGCGACUAACUACCGACGGCAGUCGCACAUACAAGCUAAAAAGUGCUACAGGUGCUGUAGUUUCUAACAAGAAAGAGGAGCUUACAGCAAUUCUUGAUCAUUUCAAUAUACAGGUAGAUAACCCAGUGUCUGUUCUAACUCAAGAGAUGAGUAAACAUUUCCUUCAGUCUAAGAAUGAAUCGGACAAGUAUAAGUUCUUCAUGAAAGCAACACAGCUGGAGCAGAUGAAGGAAGAUUACUCCUACAUCAUGGAAACAAAGUCCAGGACUCACGAUCAAGUCGAAAAUGGUGGUGAGCGACUUCGUGACCUGCGGCAGGAGUGCAUACAAAAAGAGGAGAGGUUUAAGAGUAUUGCCUCACUGGGAGAGAUGAAGGAAAAAUUGGAAGAUCUAAAGAAUAAAAUGGCAUGGGCCCUGGUAACUGAGUCAGAGAAACAGAUUAAACCAUUUAUAGAGCAAAUUUCUACUGAAGAAGGACGUACAGUGAAGUAUGAACAGAAGAUAGAAGAAUGCCAGGGCAAAGUAAUCAAUGCUGAAGAGAAGUUCCGGGCUAAACAAGAGGAGCUUGAUAAGAUCACGCAGGAAGCUGUAGCGCUCAAGCCCCAGGGCAUUGGUCUAAAAGAGGAUGUGCAAAAGAAAAGGAAAUCCUAUAACGAGUCAGAGGUUUUGUAUAACAGACAUAGAAUGGAAUUAAAACGUUUAGAAAGAGAUGCAGAGCAACUCCACAAACGUAUUGAGGAGCUUAAAAAAAGUGCUGAUAAUGAUUCUGAGAGUGAAAAAAUGGCACGGCAAAAAGAGAUAAACCAAAUAAGGGAGAGGAUGAAAGCGCUUCAUGAUAAAGACAUUACCACCAAUCAACAAAUUCAUCAGUUUCAGCAGGCGAUUGAGAAAUAUAAGGAAGAGCGGGCCAGAAUUGGAAAUGAAGAGCGGAAUAUAAAACAAAGGCUGGAACAGCACAAGCGACAGCUGAAGGAGCUACAUGAGAGUAAGACGGACCGGUUAAAGAGAUUUGGGCAAAAUAUGCCGGCCCUUCUGGCUGCAAUUGAUGAGGCUGAUAAACUUGGCCGCUUUAGAAAGAAGCCUGUUGGACCUUUGGGUGCCUGCAUCCAUCUGAAAGACCAAGAGCUGGCACUUGCAGUUGAGUCUUGUCUUAAAGGACUCAUGUUUGCCUUUUGUUGUGAUAAUCACCAGGAUGAACGAAUGCUGCAAAAUAUAAUGUCAAGAGAAUAUCCACGAGGCAGAAGACCACAAAUUAUUGUCAACGAGUUUAUCGAUCAUGUCUAUGAUGUUAGGCAAAGAGCCACAUUUCAUCCAGAUCAUCCAACUGUGCUGACUGCAUUGGAAAUCGACCAUCCCGUAGUUACAAAUUGCCUGAUUGAUAUGAGAGGCAUUGAGACGAUAUUAAUAAUUAAGGGUAAGGACGAAGCAAGAGAAAUAAUGCAAAAAAGGGCUCCUCCCAGAAACUGCCGUGAGGCCUUUACAGGUGAAGGUGACCAGGUGUAUACAAACCGUUACUAUUCAUCUGACAGUCGCAGGGCUACUCUCUUGAGUCGAGAUGUUGAAGCAGAAAUAAGUCAUUUGGAGAAAGAGCUUAGAAACUUUGGAUCCCAGAUGGCUACGUUCCAGCAGCGUGCGCAGUCUGUAGAUAAAGACAUUAAGGAAAAUGAAGGCAUUCUGCGCCAGUAUCAUAACUCCAAGAAACAAAUACAGAUAGACCACCGCCCAUUGUUGGAACGUAUAUCAGAACUGGAGAAUGUGGAAGAGCAGCCUUCCAUAGACAUCGCCACGCUGGAGGGUGAAGCAGAGGAAAACUUGAAUAAAAUAGAACUUGUUAAACAAGAGGUAGAACUGGCAAAGGAGAAAAUGGGGAAUUUGAAAUCAUUUCUAACAACGGCGGAGAUUAAUUAUGAGGAAAUAAAGAAGAAAAUCAGCUCAGUGGCAGAGGUGGCUGAACCGGUGAAGGAAGACCUUCACAGAGUUGAUCAAGAAGUGGAGAACUGCAAACGACAUAGAAAGCACUAUGAGGAAAAACUGAAGGAGCACUUAGACCGCAUCCAAAAACGAAAGGAAGAAGUAGCAGCCAAAGAACAAGAGUUGGAGGUGAAAAUCUCCCAGGCCAAAUGUAUCUGCCCAGAGCGAAUAGAAGUCAGUAGAACUGCUAGAAGCCUAGACACCGAAAUUAACCGGUUAAGAGAGAAAAUAAACUCUGAAGAAGUUCUCCAUGGAAACAGAGAGGAAAUAAUAAAGCAAUACCAUGAAGCAAAAGAAAGGUAUCAAGAUGUGGAAGGCAAAGUCAAGCACCUGAAGAGGUUUAUCAAAUUGUUAGACGAAAUUAUGGCCCAGAGGUACAAGAGUUACCAGCAGUUUCGGAGGUGCCUUACUUUCCGGUGCAAGAUUUACUUUGACUCAUUGCUAUCACAGAGGGCCUACUCUGGCAAGAUAAACUUCGACCAUAAGAAUGAGACUCUCUCAAUAACGGUCCAACCAGGAGAAGGGAACAAGGCAGCACUAAGUGAUAUGAGAUCUCUGUCUGGGGGAGAGCGAUCAUUCUCCACUGUGUGUUUUAUCCUCUCUCUCUGGUCAAUUGCAGAGUCUCCCUUCAGGUGUUUGGAUGAGUUUGACGUCUACAUGGACAUGGUCAACAGAAGGAUAUCAAUGGAUAUGAUGCUGUCCAUGGCAGAUUCACAGAGGUUUCGGCAGUUUAUUUUACUGACUCCACAGAAUAUGAGCUCCUUACCUUCGACCAGCCUCGUCAGAAUUCUUCGAAUGAAAGAUCCUGAAAGGGGACAAACAACACUGCCUUUCCAGCCGUUAAACCAAGAGGCCGAAGACGAGGAAUAAACCGGCCCCGCUGACCGGACCUCCUGCUCUACUGGAAUGAAAAUGAGGCACUCCUUCCAAUUGUUUAGAAGAGGAGACAGGGGGUUAAUUAUAAUGCCAACCAUUAGGGUUCUUUUUAUCACAGGCAUAAAUCUAUGGCUAAGGGUACGGCAGAUUCAGGGAGAUUAGCCGCCCGGGGACAAAUCGCCUCUUCUUCGGGUGACUAUCCCCGAACUGCCUUCUCCUACCUUCCCGCCGGCAGGCAACUUCGGACGACUUCAGGAAAACGAAGUGCCUCGAGUGCCAUACCGCUGGCGAUUUUUCAUUAUAGCCGGAGGGAAGGUAGUGGAAGGCAGUUGGGGAGAUUGUCGCACCAAAGAAGAGGUGACAAACAUAGUCCAUGAAUCAAUAAUCUGAAAUUCAGAUAAAAAUGUGUAAAAUAUAAAUCUAUGGUUCAGAUAAGAAUAAAAUAAUACGUAUUUCAUGCAGCAAUAUGAACAACAUGAUAUGACUCUCCGUUAAAAAGACCCCCCAGGUGGCCAUGAUCGCAAAAUGGAAAUAGACUGACGAAGACCAAAGUAGAAACAUUUGAGCUGCAGCUGGUUAUCCAGAUCUUUUUCUGUCUGAAAGCUCCACCAGCUGAUGUGCUAUAUCUUUCAGAGCCAGGCCUGCUACCCGCAAUAAAAUUCGAAUGGCUUUUCAUUCAUUCACACACAUUAAUUGUCUGACACAAGAAAUUAUAAUUAUUCACGUUGACCCAUAUUUAACACUAUUGCUCAGCCCUUUCUCUAUUUAAUUUGAAAAUGUUUCCUAGUUCCUUUUACAUUCGACUGAUAUUUGUGCAUUAUUCUGUCACUGGAAGUUGGAAUUCGGUGAUUUCACAUUUGAAGGUUGGCUCAUUGUGCCUUUACGUUGCAUUCAGUGAAAUGUUUAUUUUAAGGACCAAUGGGGUGCCAUUUUGUUGCUCUUUUCUAAGAAUAGGGUCAGUCUGGGCUAAGAGGUAAGUAGGGAUGCACAGAAUCUACUAUUUUGGAUUCGGCCGAACCCCCGAAUCAUUCGUGAAAGAUUAGACCGAAUCCUAAUUUGAAUAUGCAAAUUAAGGGUGGGAAGGGGAAAACAUUUUCUACUUUGUUUUGUGACAAAAAGUCAUAAGAUUUCCUUCCCCAUCCCUAAAUUGCAUAUGCAAAUUAGGGUUCGGCCGGGCAGAAGGGUUCAGAAUCCUGCUGAAAAAUGGCUGAAUCCUGGAUUCGGUGCAUCCCUAGAGGUAAGUAAUUAGUAAUACUUGUGGGGUGGAGGGGGUCUGACAAAUUGGAACCCCCCAGUGACUGGCUUUCUUUGUUUCUUUGGGGUGUGUUUGUUCACUUGUAAUUUCACUUCUUUGUUAUAUAAAGAAUGUUAUGUAAUUCUUCACACCAUUUGGAACACUUGAGUGUAGAACAUUGUACAGCUCUUGUAACCCAUGCCAUCCAAUCAGAAGUUUGGAUUCAUUCCUGAGUUUCUUAUAAACCAGGGAUUUGCUAACUGCUGAUUGGUUGCUCUGACUUACUAGACCUCGAACCAACAACUCUUUGUUUUGAUCCAUAAUUUGUAAGCCUUAUUAUAUUCUAGCUUUCUUCUAAUAUUUUGUCAUUCUAAUAUAAAGGUUGAAUGUUUAAA